Molecule: messenger RNA, 6540 nt
Organism: Crotalus tigris (Tiger rattlesnake)
Lineage: Eukaryota; Metazoa; Chordata; Lepidosauria; Squamata; Viperidae
Gene: PCDH7
Product: protocadherin 7
Exons: 2
Coding region: 29-3304 (1091 amino acids)
Biological process (GO): homophilic cell-cell adhesion
Cellular component (GO): plasma membrane
Molecular function (GO): calcium ion binding
Source: RefSeq, a predicted model, not a curated record
CCUGGGGGCGUCCUGCAAGCGGUGGAAGAUGCCGGCGCUUCUGGGUUUGGUGCAAUCGCGCUCCUACUACUCCUACUACUACUGCUGCUACUGCUGCUGGAUUCUGCUGCUUUUGCCUCCGCCGUUUUGGCUCAGCCUGGCGGCGGCUAAACAAGUGCUGAGAUACCGCUUGGCGGAGGAAGGGCCGGCCGAUAUUCGGAUCGGGAACGUGGCUUCGGACCUGGGCAUCGUCACCGGCUCGGGCGAGGUGACGUUCAGCUUGGAAUCGGGCUCGGAGUAUUUGAAAAUCGACAACAUGACGGGCCAGCUGAGCACCACGGAGCGGCGCAUCGACCGCGAGAAGCUGCCGCAGUGUCAAAUGAUCUUCGACGAGAACGAGUGCUUUCUGGACUUCGAGGUGUCGGUCAUCGGGCCCUCGCAGAGCUGGGUCGACCUCUUCGAAGGCCGGGUCGUCAUCCUGGACAUCAACGACAACACGCCGACGUUCCCAUCCCCGGUGCUGACCCUCACCGUCGAGGAGAACCGCCCGGUGGGGACCCUCUACCUGCUCCCCACCGCCACCGACCGCGACUUCGGGCGCAACGGCAUCGACCGCUACGAACUGCUGCAGGAGCCCGGGGGGGAGGCCGGCAGGCGCGGCGCGGGGGCCACGGUGGCAGCUGCAGCCGCCUCCGCCGCUGCUUCCGACGGGGCCCUGUAUCCCGGUGGCAAGAGGAGGCAGGAGCCCGACGGCCCGGCUCGGAGCAGCGUCUUCGAGCUGCAGGUGGCCGACACCCCCGACGGGGAGAAGCAGCCCCAGCUGAUCGUCAAAGGGGCUCUGGAUCGCGAGCAGAGGGACUCCUACGAGCUGAGCCUGCGGGUGCGGGACGGCGGGGAGCCGGCGCGCUCCUCGCAGGCCAUCCUCCGCGUCCUGAUCACCGACGUGAACGACAACAGCCCCCGCUUCGAGAAGAGCGUCUACGAGGCGGAUCUGGCCGAGAACAGCAGCCCGGGCACGCCGAUCCUGCAGCUGCGGGCCGCCGACUCCGACGCCGGGGUGAACGGGCAGAUCGAGUACGUCUUCGGGGCGGCCACCGAGUCGGUCAGGCGCCUGCUCCGCCUGGACGAGUCGUCGGGCUGGCUCAGCGUCCUGCACCGCAUCGACCGCGAGGAGGUGAGCCAGCUGCGCUUCACCGUCCUGGCCCGCGACCGCGGCCAGCCGCCCAAGAACGACAAGGCCACGGUGGCGCUGACCAUCCGCGACGAGAACGACAACGUGCCCACCAUCGACAUCCGUAAGAUCGGGCGCAUCCCGCUCCGCGACGGGGUGGCCAGCGUGGCCGAAGACGUGCUGGUGGACACCCCCAUCGCCCUGGUGCAGGUCUCGGACCGCGACGAAGGGGAGAACGGCGUGGUGACCUGCACCGUGGUGGGCGACGUGCCCUUCCAGCUCAAGCCGGCCAGCGAGGGGGAGGGCGAGGCGCAGAACAAGCGCAAGUACUUCCUCCACACCUCGGCCCCGUUGGACUACGAGGCCUUGCGGGAUUACAACGUGGUCAUCGUGGCCGUCGACUCCGGCAGCCCCAGCCUGUCCAGCAACAACUCGCUGCUGGUCCGGGUGGCCGACACCAACGACAACCCGCCCGUCUUCAGCCAGCCCGUCCUGGAGGUGCCCUUUCCGGAGAACAACGCCCCGGGCGAGCGGGUGGCCACCGUGCUGGCUACCGACGCGGACAGCGGCAAGAACGCCGAGCUGGCUUACUCUCUGGAGCCCUCGCCUUUGGCGGCCGAGACGCCCUUGGGGCUAUUCACCAUCGACCCGGAUUCGGGCGACUUGCGGGUCCAGGCGGUGCUGGAUCGCGAGCAGCGGGACACUUACGAGUUCCAAGUCACGGCCCGGGACAAGGGGGUGCCUUCUUUGCAGGGCUCGGCCCUGGUGGUGGUGCGGGUGGCCGACCGCAACGACAACGAGCCCCGCUUCAUGCAGGACGUCUUCACCUUCUACGUCAAGGAGAACCUGCAACCCAACAGCCCGGUGGGCAUGGUGACGGUGAUGGAUGCCGACCAAGGGCGCAACGCUCAGCUCAGCUUGGCCAUCCAGCCCGGGGGCGCGCAAGAAGCGGGCCAGGGCACCCCCUCGGACCCGAGCAUCUUCUCCAUCGAGAACGACACGGGCACCAUCUACUCCACCGUCUCCUUCGACCGGGAGUUGCAAACCAGCUACACCUUCCGCGUCAAGGCGGUGGACGGAGGCGAGCCGGCUCUCUCGGCCACGGCCACCGUCUCGCUCUUCGUCAUGGACGAGAACGACAACGCGCCGGCCGUCACCUCGCCCGCCAACAGCUCCUACACCGUCCUGCCUCCUUCCAGCAGCCCGCGCUCCGUGGUGGCGGCCGUGCAAGCCCGAGACGCCGACGCGGGCCAGAACGCCGAGCUCAGCUACAGUUUGGUGGGCGGCAACCCCUUCAAACUCUUCGAGAUCGACCCGGCCAGCGGGGUGGUCUCGCUGGUGGCCAAGCUGGCCCCCAAGCACUACGGCUUGCACCGCCUGGUGGUGCAGGUCAACGACAGCGGCCAGCCGCCUCAAGCCACCACGGCUCUGCUCCACGUCUUCGUCAACGAGAGCUUGGCCAACGCCAGCGCGGUGGAGAGCCAAGUGGCCCGCAGCUUGCACACGCCCCUGGGCCGGGACAUCGCGGGCGACCCCAGCUACGAGCUGAGCAAGCAGCGGCUGAGCAUCGUGGUGGGCGUGGUGGCCGGCGUGAUGGCCGUGCUGCUGCUGAUCCUGGUGGUGGUCCUGGCUCGCUACUGCCGCUCCAAGGGCAAGCACGGCGGCUACGAGGCGGGCAAGAAGGACCAGGCGGACUUCUUCACCCCGCAGCCCCACGACAAAGCCAAGAAGCCCAAGAAGGACCGCAAGGGCAAGAAAGGGGGAGGGGGCAAGCAGCCCCUCUACAGCAGCAUCGUCACCGUCGAGGCUUCCAAGCCCAACGGGCAGCGCUACGACAGCGUGCACGAGAAACUGUCGGCCGCCGGCAGCCCGGCUUUAAGCCGCUACCGCUCCGUCAACGGAGGGCCCGGCAGUCCGGAUUUGGCCCGGCAUUAUAAAUCCAGCUCGCCUUUGCCCACCGUCCAGCUUCACCCCCAGUCGCCCACCGCCGGGAAAAAGCACCAGGCGGUGCAGGACCUGCCGCCGGCCAACACCUUCGUGGGGGCGGGGGACAACAUCUCCAUCGGGUCGGACCACUGCUCCGAGUACAGCUGUCAGGCCAGUAGCAAGUACAGCAAGCAGGAUGAUAACUCUACAUUUUUAAGGACUAAAUAAAAUACAAAAACACACAUACAGCCCGUGCACAGCAGCCUAACAAAAAAAAGGAGAUGAAAUUCAGUAGACUUAUAAUUUAAACAAACCUGUUCUGUUUUUAAAGUUGUCAUUCUUGAACUUGAAUUCCUUGCAGUUUUAUAAAUGUGCAAAUCAAAGCUAAUGGAGCAUUAUUGAAUUGAAGGGUGCAGAACAGUGAAUCUCUCCUUUAAAAAAGAAACAACAAAUAAUAUUUUUUGGGGUGAUAGGUAUAGGUUAGCCAAACCCUGCUCACAUCCCGGUAAGCAGACAUAUAUUUUUGUAUUUUUUAUAGGUGGGAACACUGCAGACCUCACAAUCCCCCGGCCACAUUGAGGAAUCGUGUAAAAUGAAUGUAUGCGCUCGUAAGUGAAAUAUUCAUGAACGAAUUUCCAACUCUUAGCCUAUGUUGGAUCGUAAAAAAAAAAAGACAUGACCUCUGAUCAACAAUGUCCUUUAUGGAAAUCAAUACCCAAAAGGCAGGGUCCCUGCAAAAACUGAAAACACAUUCAAAGCAAGAGCUUUUUAUUUUUCCAAAAAAGAUUUCUUCUUCUUCUUUUUAAGAAUAUAUAUAUAAAUAUAUAUGUUUGUGUGCAAAGAAGUUGUUACUACUAUGACGGUGGCAUUUCUUUCAGAAGAAUGAAAGAUCUGAUUUAAGAGAAUUGAAGGGAUGUGAGAAAGGUUUUGUCCAAGAAAAAAGGGGUCAGCCGUGGAUGGACACCCUUCAAAGUCACAUUUCACCCUCCAUAGAACUAAAAAUUGGAGAAAUUGGAGCUUGAUCUCCCCUCUUCAAUCUGCUUGAGAAGACUGGAACAUUGACAGACUAUUUCCCUUCGAGAUUUAAUUAGCAAAAUCAAUGUCUUUUAUUUAUUGGAAGAAUUGGAGAAUGGUGGUGAUGUCAAAAUGCUUGGAGUCAAAAAAAUAAAUAAAUAAGUAUGCCACAUAGGCAUAAAGUUUAUUCAUAUUAUUAUUAUUGUAAAGGAAAGCUCUAAGCGUUUGCUAGAUCAACAAAGAACAUAGUGUCUAUACCUCAGGACUGAAAACCCAGCAUUUAUAAUUAUGGAUGGAAAAAAAAAUAUGGAUUGGCCCUGUCAGUUUGCUGAAUUGUUGCAUGAAAAAAAAAAAGGGAACGAGUGAACUUUUUGGCAGUCAAAACGUAAAUUGUCUGGCCAGGAAGCUGGAAUAUCUACCAUAAUAUAUGUAUUUAAAAAUAUGUUAUUGUUAAGCCUUGACUUAUUUAUAACAUUAGGAAUAUUAUUGGGAUUGGAUUAAAAGAACACCUUCCCUUGUUGAAAGUAUUUUUCUAAAAGAUACAAGCCCUUUAUGUGUUUAGAUCCACUUAAACUUAAUAGGUUAUAAUUGUUUGUGUGUGUGUGUGUAAAUGCACUCUCUCACACACACACAUAUGCACAUGCAUUUAUAGAAAAGUUGAAUGCAUUAAAACAAUCAAGUUGAAUGCAUUUAAAAAAAAAAAAGGUUUGAAGCCAGGUCAAAGAUGCAAAAUGGAAGAUGAAAGAACGAACGGAAUGUGGGUUGCGCUAAGCCAUGCCUACAUGAGUGAAAUAAUACCCCAAAUUUGGCAAAAGCAACUUUUUUUUCCUUCUCCCACAUCAAAGGCUUGCCAUACUUUGAUUUUUAUGAUCCUUUUUUCCUUUCUGCAAGUUUGCCUAAUGCUCCAGAAAGAUGGUACAGAAGUUCUGGAGAACUUCUACCAGCUUCAUUCUGUUGUCUCCCUCAUGAGAUCCAGAUUAAUGUUCUGCAGUAUGAUGGAGAGAAGCUGUUUUCUCUUCCUUUUCCCUCCUUCUCCUGUACAUCAUUAAUCAAAUGUCUCUGAAUUAUCCUGUGAUCACCCAAGAAUAGGCUUAUCGUGUUCUCAAAAUUGGAACUUUCUCAUGCAAAAGCCUGCAGCAUUUUGGAAAAUAGCCAGUAUUUCUUCCUUAAGCCAAUAUAGAACCAUAGAGUAUAAAGCUGGAUUUUCCCCCUUUUCUUUUGUUGAAGUGUCCUCUGUGACCAACUUGGAUUUGGUCACUUGUAGAAUCGUGGGAAAAUACCUAUAUAUCCUAAGAAAGUGGGAGGGAAAAUAAUUGUAUUAUCAGCCAAUCAGCUCCUUCAAAAGUUUUCAUCCUCAAUUAAUGACAAUGCAUUUUGAUUGCCUGCUUGGACAGCAUGUCAUCAUUUUAAGAAGCUAUUAUUUUGAUACAGCAGGGAUUAUGCUUUUUUCUAAAAAAAAAUCACUUUCUCUAAUGAGGAAAAAAUAAUAAUCAACAUCAACACAAGAUACUAGGGGAAUUCUAUUUGUUAUAACACCUUUAAGGGUAUUUUUUCUAAAUGUUUGUUUGUUUUCAAGUUUCUGCCAUACACUGUAAAUUUCCCUAUUUAAAUAGGUGCUUUGUAUCUGUUAUAUUUAUACGCAAAGAUUAUUUUGCAUUCAUUUAUACCGUGUACACUUAAACAAUCACUUGACUUCACAGUAUGCCUUUCUUAAUGCACAAAAUUCAGUGUUAAAAUGGUGCUUCAGUCCUUAAUUGAAGGCAAGCACUUUCUUCCUGCUGAUUCCAACCUGGAGUCAAAGGACACAAUUGUGAAAAUACUUAAUGUUUGCUUGAUCAUAUCAUUCUGAUUUAAUGGUUAUGCGUUUAUUUUUUUCCCCUUUUUGUAUUCAAUCACACAAACUUUAUUUAAAACAGGAUGAAACAGGUGAUCUGUCCACUGUUGGUGAUCAUUCUCAGGUGUGGAAGCUACAUGAUAUAGGAGAGAUUAUAAUCUCCCUAUUGUAUUAAGAUUGUAUUAGCAAAUGACAAAGUCUGUAUACUUCUGUUGCAUUUUUUUUCUGUUGACAAAAUCAAUAAGUAACAUUAAACGUUUUAAACAUCAAUUUCUCCCUUUUGAUUAUUAUUAUUAUUAUUUUAUUUUGAGUUGUUUCAGAGUUUUCUGCUCAUAUUUCCUUUCCCCUUUUACCUUGAAAAAGUUUUCAGACUGCAUCAGUAUGGUAAGACACGAAGGGCCUUCGAUAUUGCUUACUAAAACCAGCCCAUUUUACAUUUAUCUAAUUCAAGAGAAAAUAAUUGAGGUGAAGAGAGAGGAAAAGCAAGAGGCAGUGCACGCAAACAGGCCUUGGUUUUCAUAUAUUACCAUUUUGUCGGCUAGCAGAAGCUCUUUUGAGGUCAUCCCAUAAUAGAGUUCACCGAAAGAAUGUGAAUUAAUUUUGAAAAAAAAAAAAA